CCGUUCCUAGUCUCUCUCUCUCUCUGCGAUUUUGCGUUUUGCGAUUUGAGAGAUCACCAGUUCUUAUCGCUUGCGUUUUGUUCUUUCUCUACAUAUCAAUAUCUCGAUCUCGAGAUAAUUUAGUGACUGAGAAUAUCUCUCUUUUCUCUGAUCCGUUUCUUAUUCGGAGAAUUCAGAGCUUGAACUCAGGACAAGGAAAUGGCUUCGCAGCAGAAAAAUGUAGGAAUUCUCGCCAUGGAGAUCUACUUUCCUCCAACUUGUGUUCAACAGGAAGCUUUGGAGGCACAUGAUGGAGCAAGUAAGGGGAAAUAUACAAUUGGACUUGGACAAGAUUGCAUGGCCUUUUGUCAAGAGGUGGAAGAUGUGAUCUCCAUGAGUUUGACUGCUGUUUCCUCCCUGUUGGAGAAGUAUAAUAUUGAUCAUUCACAAAUCGGUAGACUUGAAGUUGGGAGUGAGACAGUUAUAGAUAAAAGCAAGUCUAUAAAGACUUUCUUGAUGCAAAUUUUUGAGAAAAGUGGAAAUACCGAUAUUGAAGGUGUUGAUUCAACAAAUGCUUGCUAUGGUGGCACAGCCGCUUUGUUCAAUUGUGUUAACUGGGUGGAGAGCAGCUCAUGGGAUGGGCGAUAUGGACUUGUUGUCUGCACAGACAGUGCGGUGUAUGCAGAAGGACCGGCUAGACCCACUGGAGGAGCUGCAGCUAUCGCAAUCCUGAUAGGGCCUGAUGCACCUAUAGCCUUUGAAAGUAAAUUUAGAGCAAGUCAUAUGUUUCAUGUCUAUGACUUUUACAAACCCGAUCUUGCUAGUGAAUAUCCGGUUGUUGAUGGAAAGCUUUCUCAGACCUGCUAUCUGAUGGCCCUUGAUUCGUGCUAUACACGUUACUGCAAAAAGUAUGAGAAGUUAGAGGGUAAACAAUUCUCACUUGACGAUGCUGAAUACUUUGUCUUUCAUUCUCCUUACAACAAGCUUGUGCAGAAGAGUUUUGCUCGCCUAUUAGUCAAUGACUUUUUGAAGGGUGCAAGUUCUGUUGAUGAGGCUGCUAAAGAAAAGCUAGCCCCGUUUUCUACUCUUACCGAUGAUGAAAGUUACCAGAGCCGAGACCUUGAGAAGGUAUCACAGCAGCUUGCAAAGUCAUUAUACGAUGCAAAGGUUCAACCGACAACUCUCGUACCAAAGCAAAUCGGAAACAUGUAUACCGCAUCUCUCUACGCAGCAUUUGUGUCCCUUGUUCACAACAAGCAUAGUUCACUGGUAGGAAACAGGGUAGUUAUGUUUUCAUAUGGAAGUGGUUUAACCGCCACCAUGUUCUCAUUCCGCAUGCGUGAAGUUGAUGAUAGUCGUUUUAGCUUGUCAAACAUCGCAAAUGUGAUGAAUGUUGGUGAGAAAUUGAAGUCAAGGAAUGAGAUUACUCCAGAAAAAUUUGUGGAAAAUUUGAAGCUAAUGGAGCACAGGUAUGGAGGGAAGGACUUUGUGACGAACAAGGACUGUAGCCUUCUAUGGCCGGGUACCUAUUACCUAACCGAAGUUGACUCAAAGUACAGGAGGUUUUAUGAAAGGAAACCGGUUGGUCCUAAUGUGAAUGGGUCUUUGGCCAAUGGUCAUUAAUCAUGUUAGCCAAUUGGAUUCAGAAAUUUCAAAUAAUCCGUCGAACCUCUAUCAAUGCAGUUUGGGUGGGUGGGUAGGCUGGCUUGAUCCAUCAACAAACAGCCAACCAGACAGUCAUUAAAUUGCUUUUUCCUCUUUUUUAUGUCGGUUUGUUUAUUUCCUUUUUAUGGAUAGUGUUGUUUAAUAUUAUCAGAUUGUAGCAAAUAUUUGCUGACUUUUUUUUCUUCUCUAUUUAAGAGCAACCAUGUGCUUAGAUUUUA
This is a messenger RNA of Impatiens glandulifera, 1862 nucleotides long. RefSeq names its product hydroxymethylglutaryl-CoA synthase-like. Gene Ontology annotation, molecular function: hydroxymethylglutaryl-CoA synthase activity. The transcript has 12 exons. Lineage: Eukaryota; Viridiplantae; Streptophyta; Magnoliopsida; Ericales; Balsaminaceae. Gene Ontology annotation, biological process: acetyl-CoA metabolic process. The coding region runs from base 199 to 1602 and encodes 467 amino acids. The record is from RefSeq and is a predicted model, not a curated record.